UUUAAUUGGUUUAAUUACUCUGAUUAUAAUCACAUAUAUUGGCCGUACAAUAAACGAAAAAUAAAAUAAGGGUUAGCUAAGAGUUUCAUAGACAACAAUUUUUCUAAACAGAGCUUUGUCACGCAAUUGUCUUGAAAAUGUACCCUUUCCCACGUCUAUGUACUUUAUAUAUAUUGUAUCUUUUUUAAUUCUUCGGUUAUUCGUUAAGGUAAAACCAUUAAGUCUGGUCAUAAAAUAGUAAACAAAAAUAAUUUCAAACAUUUUUAGUGAAAUUGAAACAGUGACGAUGUAAAAACGAGGUGGAACGUUGUGAGUCACGGCUAAGUUUUCUUCAAAAUUGUGGACUCCACACAUUUUCGUCCUUUGUGUGGGCGGUAGAGGGCGGGGAAAAUUUUUGCAACAAACUUGAUACAUAUGACUGUUUAAUACAUCAACUAUUGACAAUAUACGUGCGGCUGACAUAGGUUUCAAGAAAUGAUACAAAAGUCCUACAGUUAUUGGAGAUGGCCGAAAGCAAUAGUAAACUAUAUUAAGGUAUACUUUCAAAAGUGUUGCAUACAUGGAUUCAAAUAUGUUGUCGAAAAAAUGUUUACCUUACUGGAGAGAUUCCUGUGGCUUAUUUUGUUGGUGGUUUCUAUAUAUUUCUGUAUUGUGGUCUGCCUAUCUUCUAUCGAUCGAUACUACACCAAGAGUACACACAUCGGAUUAGAACGAAACUACCACUUUUGGAAUACUACCAUACCAAGUUUAACAGUAUGCCCAAUGCAACGAAUUAACGAAAGUUUAUUCAGUGACUACUGUCGGAAAAAUGGCAUUAAAGGACAAUACAAAGAGGAAUUUUGGGGAUUCAUUGAAAAUUUGGCAAAUUCUACAUACAAAAAUUUUCAAAACAUUCCGGAAAGCGAGUAUAUAGACAAAUUACUUAAUGUUCUCGGUAUUAAACCAGCUUUAUACAUGGAGCUAAUUUAUAAUCUUACCUAUGAUAGCUCUUAUGAGCCCGUGGAAAAGCAACGAACCCGUAGUAUCGAUGGACAGAUUAAUAUUCAUGUACGACAAGUUCUCACGGAAUACGGCUUGUGCUACUUAGGUAACUCAAAGCUGGGGGAAGAGUACAGCUCGCGUUACUUGAUAUUUGGAGUUUAUCCUGAAGUUAACAAAUAUGAACAGAGCCGACGAUUACUAAAAGCGCAGAUCGGCUCGUUUUUUGAAAAGGAUGUUGGAUUCACUUUAUUGGGCUUUAGUAGCGAAGCUAUAGAUAGCUAUAUUCAUUCAGCUUUUGAGGUAAUGAAAGUAGAUAAUAAUUUUGGGUACACUGAAGAAGGUGUUGUUUAUGAUCCCGAAAGCGAAGAGAUAAUUGCUGAGGAAAACCUUGAGAAAGAAGCUACCAUUGGACAAAGAAAAUGUCGUUUCUAUCACGAAUCCAAUCUGACCCAUUUUCCCUUCUAUACUAGAAAUAUUUGUCAACAAGAGUGUCGAAUUAAUCUUGCUUACAAAAUUUGUAAAUGUAUUCCUCACUUUUAUCCAAACCGUAUUGCAGAACCUAAGCCGGUGUGUAAUUAUAAAAUUCUUAAAUCGUGUUUCCCAAAACAUGCAAAUUUUUUUCUUAAACUGUACGAAGAAAAUGGUUUCCAUGAUAAGCCAGCGACAUGCCACUGUGAACAGAACUGCCUUGAUGCAGUAGUUACAACAAAAAGUGCUCUGCCCAUGAUAGGAUCGAAACAGCUACUCGGAAGUAUAGGAAGUGCUAUUUCUAUGAAAACUUGGCCCCAGAAUAGGCUUAAGCGACAAGUCAUAUUUUCCUUUACUGAUCUCUUAGUUUCCAUUGGCGGAACUGCAGGUCUGUUUCUCGGAUUCAGUGUUUUGGGCUUAGCUGAGCUUUUUUACUUUUUUACAAUCCGAUUAGUUUGGCAAAUACUUGGCUAUACAAUCUAAUGUAUGUAAAUAUGUCCAAUUUUUUGUUUUGUAAUUUAAUUAAUUCGAAGCAAUGAGCAUGAGCGCGAUAGCAGAUAAUUUAAGAAAAUUCGGUUACAAGAUAUUAGAAGAGAUGAGUGGUAUGUCUUAAAAGCUAUUAAAUGCUGCUCCUUUAUUUCGGUACCUCAAUGUAUAAUUUAUGAAAUAUAUGGAUACAUUGGUAUUUUGAAAUACA
Messenger RNA from Drosophila pseudoobscura, 2146 nucleotides. RefSeq names its product pickpocket 10 (gene ppk10). Gene Ontology annotation, molecular function: ligand-gated sodium channel activity. Gene Ontology annotation, cellular component: plasma membrane. The transcript has 11 exons. The record is from RefSeq and is a predicted model, not a curated record. Bases 475 to 1932 code for a protein of 485 amino acids. Gene Ontology annotation, biological process: sodium ion transmembrane transport. NCBI's taxonomy places the organism in Eukaryota, Metazoa, Arthropoda, Insecta, Diptera, Drosophilidae.